AUGGCAAUUUAUCUGGAUGAAGAAGCUGUUGAAACCAUCAAGAAUCUCAAAGCCUUGCAUCUAUCACAUGAAUACAGAGUUGCUAUGGGGGAUUACAACCCAUAUUCAUUCUUGGCAUUAACAUCUUGUCUACCUAAGCUUGAAUCUUUAGUACUUCAAUGUGAAGAUCAAGAUAUUUUAGAAGGAAUUACAGAUAUAUUACAACCUCAACAUCUUCUCAACAUAUCUUCCUUAUCUCUAGCUCCUGGGGAAGAGCAUGAAGUAAACUGUCAUAUUGUCCAAGCUGUCAACAAAUCUCUCAAAGUGGUUGAACUUCUUCAUACUCCACAUGGGUGGGUUGGUGAUGAUGGUAUCCUUAACUUUUUUGAAUCUUAUAAAGACACUUUACAAGGAUUAUUUACAGCUGAAUUCACCAAGGACAUCAUGGAAGAUGUUGCAAAUUGGAAUUUUCCAAAUUCAAGAGUCAUUGGAUUUUGA
This is a messenger RNA of Melampsora larici-populina 98AG31, 477 nucleotides long. RefSeq lists its product as uncharacterized. The record is from RefSeq and is a predicted model, not a curated record. The coding region runs from base 1 to 477 and encodes 158 amino acids. Lineage: Eukaryota; Fungi; Basidiomycota; Pucciniomycetes; Pucciniales; Melampsoraceae. The transcript has a single exon.